UUUCCGGGAAGAUAGCAGCUGCAAUCGUCAUGCUCCGCCCCGCCGUGUCCCGGUCAUAAAUUUCCAAGUUUUGUUUUAUCUUUAGAAAUCACCGCGCUGGUGUUCGACCCUUGAACCGUGAAGAAAUUUCAGGUCAUUAAUUUGGCUUGAAAGUUGCAGGUAGCCAUCAUAUUUACAUACGAGACCGAAAAAGAACUCACCCGAGGAGAGAACAUGUCAAACGUUGGCUGGAUCGUGAAGUCGACAGACACUGCUCGAUCCCCUUCCUCCAAUCUUUUGACGUCUGUUUCAUCGAGGGGGAACCGGACCAGCUCACCCUGGCCGUGUGUCGGUGUACUGCGGGGCAAACCAAAGGUCGUCAUAGGUGUAGUAAUGUUUUUGAUACUAGUUCUUGUAUUUCUACUCCUCCCAAGUUCUAAACAUGGUCGUGCUAGUGGACUGCUUAUUACAGAGGACGUAGACGGAAUAUUCGCCAUGUCAAGUGCUGCGUACAAUAGAACUUACCCAAUCACCAAUCCUGAGAGAACAUUAGACGGUAAGCGUUUUCGCAUCGGACUAAUUUCAGAUUUGGAUCAGAGUUCAAAAUCGACGACGAAAGAUAAUACAUGGAUUGGUUAUUUCUUGAAAGGAUAUCUCACCAUAAACAAUUACUACGAUCAUGUUAGUAUAACGCUCGACAGCGAACCUGCGGUGUUGAAGUCGCAACUAUCGCAGGGAGGUAGGGGGAUGGAGUUGUCCGAGUUGGUGACGUUCAACGGGAAGCUGUAUUCAGUGGAUGAUCGUACGGGUGUCGUCUACGAAGUAAUUGGUGAUACCGUGGUGCCAUGGUUAAUUCUCUCUGAUGGAAAUGGAAAAAUUACAAAGGGGUUUAAAGGUGAAUGGAUGGCCGUGAAGGACCAGAAAUUGUUUGUAGGCGGACUUGGUAAGGAAUGGACGACGACAGAUGGGGAGCUUGUCAACCUGAACCCCCAAUGGGUGAAAUUGAUCAGCUUCCAGGGUGGUGUCGCCCACUUAAGCUGGGUCAAGAAGUACAACGCCAUGAGAGAUGCUGCAGGUGUACCAUGGCCAGGCUACAUGAUCCACGAAUCUGGGGUGUGGAGUGACAUCCACAAGCGUUGGUUUUUUCUCCCCCGUCGAGCGAGUAAAGAGCGUUACACGGAGGCGGACGACGAACACAGAGCCACUAACCUCCUGAUAACCUGCGACGACAACUUCAAGGAGGUCCACGUCAAUAAAAUCGGUGUCUUGAAUAAUAUUCGCGGCUAUUCAUCCUUUAAGUUCAUCCCGGGUACUAAAGAUACGGUUAUAGUGGCGCUUAAAACUGAGGAGGACCGUGGAAAUAUAGCAACGUAUAUUACUGCUUUUGAUAUUUAUGGAAAGAUUCUUGUCGCGGAUACAAAAUUUGCUGAUUUAAAAUACGAGGGUAUUGAGUUUAUAUAGUGGUGGUAGUGUAGAAUAUUUUUAAUAGAACUAGAGGUGCAAAUUUGUUAUUGUUGGAAAGUGUAAGACAAGACGUAGACAAUCUUUCGAGCUUUCUUAUGAAGGUGUUUUAUUUCCUUUGUCCGAACCCCUUUGCUUCUGUUGCUUAGCUAAUCUUUAUCUUUAAACUGUGAGGAGGCUUCCAUAUCAAGGGUAAUUUGAAAUGAUAAAACAGUGGGCACAACAUUGGUAAGAUUGGAAUUAUGAAUGUACACAGAUUUUCACAUAACUGACAUGGUGUGCAAAUGGCCAUAGAGUAGUGGAAAACUUCCUCUGAAAUAGUUUUAUUUGAAAUGCUACAGUUUUUGAGAAAGUAAAACAAUAUUAACGGCGUUAGUUUUGAUUUUGAGAGUUCAAAACCAGAUGUGAAAAACCUAGUUAUCAAGGGGGGCUUUCACAGGUCUGAUAUUUUAUGUAUUAUGUUGGGUCCCCUAAAGUGCAGACACUGGUCUUUGAACAUUCAAAAUGUUGUCUCAGGCUUAAUACGUGCGUAUAAGAAGAUUCACAGAAUUUGCAUCAAAGCUGCAAAUUUAACCACUAAAAAUGGUACAGAACAAUGGAAGGGAGUCUGGGUGAUUGUAGGUACAAGCUGCACCGGUUACAACUAAAAAUGGUCCCGACCAAUGCCAAGGGUUGUGUUACAGACGGUUUUCAGUAAAAAUGCACAAAGCAAAAUCUAUUCAAUUUCUCCCGUACCGAGGAUGUUGCAAAUGGAAAUACUAUAAAAUAUAGGUAUAAAAUAUAUAUAUAUUUUUUUACCACAUGUAGUUGUAAUAGCUCAAUAAUAUGUAUUUAUUACCAGUCAAAUAUUCAGUAGCUUAUCCAACAGCGGAAAAGAUUAACUCUGCAAUUUGGGGUAGGUGCAUCUCAUUAUUGACUUCACACUCAACUGUAUUUAAAGCCAUUGGACCCUUCCGGUACAGACAAAAAAAAAAAAGAAGUUCACAGAUUUACAAAUAACUUACA
Asterias rubens (European starfish) is the source of this 2445-nucleotide messenger RNA. Its product is annotated as soluble calcium-activated nucleotidase 1-like. The coding region runs from base 214 to 1440 and encodes 408 amino acids. Gene Ontology annotation, molecular function: GDP phosphatase activity; UDP phosphatase activity; calcium ion binding. Gene Ontology annotation, biological process: proteoglycan biosynthetic process. Lineage: Eukaryota; Metazoa; Echinodermata; Asteroidea; Forcipulatida; Asteriidae. The transcript is spliced from 3 exons. The record is from RefSeq and is a predicted model, not a curated record.